Molecule: messenger RNA, 2352 nt
Organism: Phytomonas sp. Hart1
Lineage: Eukaryota; Euglenozoa; Kinetoplastea; Trypanosomatida; Trypanosomatidae
Source: the annotation of a GenBank genome assembly
AUGGAGGACAGCUCCACCCCACCCCUCCCGUUAUACAAAUACCUGCGCCCGACGGUUGAGCCAACCCCGGGCUCCCCUUCGUUAGACGAGUCCUCGCGCCUUGAGCGCAAGACCUUCUUCGACGUCGUCCUGGACGACCGCCACCUCCUCCUUGCAAAGGCCUUUGUCGACGGCGGCUUCUCAAUCAACCGGCAGCGAGCGGGGGAUGGCGCCACCCCCCUCCACAUCGCCAUCGCCCGCCGCGCAAGCCUCCUUUCCGAAUGGCUCCCCUCCUCCUCCUUUUCAGCCGCGUUCUCACCCGCGUCUUCCCUUUCCGAUAGAAACUCUGCGAAUUGUGACAAAUGCGACAGCCCGAGGGGUCUUCCCAUGGACAUCCCCAACCUGGGAAUGCUGAUCUUUUUGAUCCACAACGGCGCGGAGUUGAACGCGCGGACAGGGGGGGGGGUCACCCCGCUGAUGGUGGGCGCCGCCGCCGGGAAUGGGCCCGGGGUGCGAUGGUUGCUCGAGAAUGGCGCCGAUUCCGACAUGCGGGAUGGAGCGGGGUCGUCUAGCCUGCGUUACGCCAUUGGCGAUCCGGCAAUUAUGGAGAUCUUUCGCGAAUACCUCGGCGAGGACGUCCUUCGUGCACGCGUGCAGGGGGAAAGACUUCUUCAUGUUGUCUGUACAACCCCUGGCUGGCGCUUUCCCAUGCUCUACCUCCUCGAAGAGCUCCACCUCAGCCUCUCGUCCGAAUCCAAUGUCGUGGAAAAGGAAAAUGAAAGAGGAAUAGAAGGCGAAAAGGAAAGAACUUGCAGAGGAGGGAACGACCCCUUCGACUUGGCGGUCCGCAGCGGGGACGUGGCGAUGGUGCGGGAGCUGCUCGCGAAGGAUCCCGAAGAGCCCGCGCGGUGGAUGGCAACAAUCCCCCCAAGGGUAUAUUCUCCUUUUUCUCCCAUUCAAAUGCUCAAUAAAACCCCGAGGCUUCGCCGGGCGAUGCUUGAGCGAUGGGAUGGGGUGAAGUAUUGGUGGGAUUACUGGAGGCUGCGUUGGUGGGAGCGAAGUGAAGGAGAAGUCAACCACCACGGCGUCCAACGGCUCCUUCACGUUUACGCCGCCACCCCCUCCCAGAGCCGCCGGAAGACGCUUCUCGAGGAGGGAAAGAGUUGGAUAGGGAAUCACGGCAGCAACCUCCGCGAUGGGCUUCUGCUUUUUCUUCUUCCGCACGCUUUUUUAUACCUCUGGUGCUACGUAAUCGAGUGGCUUGCAGCGAUGCCACUGGCAGUGUGGAUCGUUUUAAUGUGGUUUUUGCGCAUCAAAAAGGCGGAUGAAGAAGGAGUGAAGAUGGGUCACUUCUCAUGCCGAAGCGUCUUUUUCGUCAUCGGCUUUAUAAUAGCGCAAGUUGCGAACCUACUGUACUUCACUGUAUUCUGUUAUUACGAUGCUCAUGACAUUAAUCAAUAUUAUCAAUCACUUUUUUACUGGCUCAUCCCCUCUGCGGUGGUGAUGGUGCUGAGUCUGCUGACGAUGUUCAUUAAGUCGCCAGGGGUGGUUUCCUCGACGCUAGGGCAGCGAAAAGGGAUUUACUCGAUGCUCAGGAAGGUCGCUAAAGGGGAGAUUCCUUCAAAGGAUUUUAUCCACACCAUCGCUUUACAGGGGAUGGCCAAAAAACCUCUUCGGGCGCAGUGGUGCCCGCAUUUGAGGCGUGUUGUAUUACGGUAUGAUCAUUAUUGCGCGUACCUCGGGAAUAGCAUCGGGGCGAGGAAUCAUAAAUAUUUCCUGCUAUUUCACUUCGCCUACCUCUCUUUAUUGGGAUCCUUUUACUACUACGCGUUGUUUUACCAAAAAGUAUGUUUUAUCGCUUCUUAUCUGCUAAAGAAAUUGUCGGAUAGGCACAAAGAGAAGCCGGGAGAGUUUGAAAUAGCGCGUUUUGCUGGAAACUUGUGCGUCUCAAGUCCAAUCGAUCGCUUUGGUUAUCUUUAUACACAGCUUGUCCUCCCGUUAAUGAUGCUUUUGGUUGCAUACACACUGAUAGAUCAGCUCCUACAUAUCUCACGCGCCCUCACCCUCUUCGACAUACAGCACGUAGAAGACGAAAGCAGAGUGUAUUGUCUUCGCAUCGGAAAUGAUAUUCAUAGUCUUUUUGAUACAGGUUCCAGGUUCCGGAAUAUCAUAAAUUUUUUUACCAAGCCGCUCGACGAGAUCGUCUACUUAGCUCCUCAAAUGAAUGCGUAUUUAAAAAAAAAGGUAUUGAUGCAUCAACGGUGGAAUCGAGAAUCCUGCAGCUGCUCGGGAAAGUGCCAUUCCGAAAAUAACAUCGCAAUUCAACCCUCGAUCAAUGACAAGAUUAUAUCUGAGGAAGGAGAGCGUAAGUAA